This is a messenger RNA of Ostrea edulis (European flat oyster), 2755 nucleotides long. RefSeq lists its product as uncharacterized. Lineage: Eukaryota; Metazoa; Mollusca; Bivalvia; Ostreida; Ostreidae. The transcript has 4 exons. The record is from RefSeq and is a predicted model, not a curated record. Bases 770 to 1807 code for a protein of 345 amino acids.
UUUUUUUUUCUCUUUUACAUUUGUUUAAAAUCAAACUUUCGAUUGCACAAUACUAAAAUAUUCAUUGUUUCAAUUUCACUUGCCAUUUACAUUGUAAAGCGUCCCGUUUCCUUGUUUAAAUCCCCGCAAUCCUCAAACCUUUGGCAUACCACAUCAUCAGUUUCCGGAAACCAAGCAUAUCACAUGAAGUAAUGUAAAAUGAUGUAACAUACUGGGUAUGAUUCAACACUCUAUAUGAAAGUUUAAUCAACAAGGUAUAAAAUUCAAUACAAUUUUAAAAAAAUCAAAAUAUAACUCCAGAAUUCGUACACUGUGGUUUCACAAUUAUCAAGAGACAUCGAACUCUUUCCUCACAGUCAUAGCAAAUUUUUUUUAAUGAGAUAAAUGUUUUGAAUUACUUCAACACAUAAUCAUAACGUCAAUAUUCACCAUAAAGCUGUUUAUUGUAUACAAACUAGCAACGAAUGGCGACGAAAUGAUUCAUUAAAUUUUGAUAAUCUCUUGCUUGUAAAUACGAUAAGAAUUGAUCGCGGAGUCGAACGUUUAAUCAAUAAGUUUACCUGUCAAAUUGUUGCACCAAACAGUGUCACCAUCGAUACAUCUCCGUCCCAAGAUGUGCUGAAAUUGCGAAAGUGUCUCCAUUUUGUCAUUAGAAACAUAACGGGUUUGAUUGGAAUUACAAAAUGAAAUAUUUCAAACGGCAAAACAGAAGGAGGUAAAUAGUUGGAGGUCAUAUAUGGACUUAUGUCACGCUCCAUCCCCAUAGAUAAUGCACAAUUUGGAUCCAGGAACCGCUGUCCUCUACUUGAUACCUACAAUUUCUAUUUUCCUGACGAUGACGAUAUUUCUUAGCUUCUCCUUUUGGAGAUAUCGCAUGAAGAAGGAGAAAGCUCGACAGUCCCAGCGAGACUACUUGGAUUUGGAUUUCGCUAUGGAACGCCCACGAAUCGGUGCUCUUAGUUGCCAGACCCAUGGACACCACUGGACGGAUCUUAUGCAGAGCUUUUCAGCCAGCCAAAUAAGAAACAUAAUAAUGAGAGAGUUUAAUGCGGAUCGCCGAAAACAGUUUGAGACUCUUAAGGAAGAAUAUGAGAAUUCGUCGGGAUCUGAGAAAAACAUAUUUUCUUUACAAGUUGACCCAGCACAAUCUGGGUCAUCCAGAAAGCGAAGAGAUGGUACAUCGUCUAAAUGCUACCAAGAAUCUCAAGGUUAUCUCUCCCAGAACCAACCCUCAAAUUCAUCUAGUGCACAAAUGAAUUAUAGCGAACACAAUGCAACAGAGAAAAAUAGAUUUGAAAAUUUUUAUUACGACGAAAAUUUUACUGUCCCAAAUCAAAAGAAGAAAAAGUCCGAGAGAAAAACCAGGAAGAAAAAAAGAAGAAAAUUACUCAGUUUCGACUCAAGAAGAGAAGAAAAGGACGACGAAUUCAUAAGUCAGUUAAAGAUUUCCAAUGACAGAGUCAAUACACCUGUGUCUUUGAGUCCAGUUCAUUGUGAUAAAAAACAAUUCAUACAAAAGCCGCUGUUUACAGUGGACAUUGGCAGUAUUUCUGAAGAGAAGAGGAACGAAGCUACAUGUACCUAUAUUUCCGAAGGAGUAAAUCCAAGCUAUCCGCUUGGACCUAUGGAUAAUAAUCAGUGUCAAUUUUCCAACACGUGGAAGACACAACGAUCCUAUGAUAACAAGGAUAUUCAAUACGAAGGAGUAAAAAUUGCAGAAGAUUGCCAGAGAAAUUUGCCCGAAGAAAAAUCAACGGAAAGGUUGUUUUGGUUGAGGACUGAUGAUGUUGCCCAGACCCCUCUUUAGCUAUACAGCUAUCGUCCGUCCAUAUUCCACAUGUCUGUGAUGCUUAAAACUUAUUACAAUAUUGACCAAAUCCUGGAAGUUGUCAGUUGAUGAUAUAGUAUUACACUGCGUUGAUUUGUUAUAUUGUAUGUAUUAAUCGAAGUUUGUUUGUCUGUGAUAUUUAUGUACAUGUACUUGUAGCCAGCCGAGUUAAAAUCUACAAGGUUCAGAUUUAUGGGACAUUAAAUUAACAUAUACUCAAAUAAUUAUAGGUAUUACUAAUUAUUUGAAAACAUCUUCAAUUGAAUCAAUGCCUGCAUGAAUUCCAUUACUGAUGUCAUUAAAUGAAUUAUACACAUCUUAAAGGAAUGUACUAAUGCAUGUAAUGACUCAAUUAAUGAUAGUAUCAAUUAUCUAAUUCUGUUGAGUGUACCCGUAAUUAAGAGAGAGCUAGAGAGAGCAAAACAAUUUCUAAUGAUCUCUGACUUAUAAAGAUAUUUUCAUUCAAUUGUCGCGCUCAAUGAUUCAAUCACGGGGUAUGGGUUAAUUUGGUCUUUUACACAGUACGUGAUAAAAGAGCAGUGGAUUUUUAAUAAAAACCAAAAUGAAAACCGCUGUGUUUCAAUUCACAAUUUCACUUUAUUCACUCAAGCCACUUGUACACAAUUGCCCAUGAAUCACAAUAAAGAUUAAAAAAUAAAAGUAAUGAGAUAUAAAAGUAAAAAUAAUAGGGUACAUGUAGGCAGCUACGUACGUUAGGGGUACAGACUAAAUCUUAGAGUUUAAGAACAUGCAUGCAUUGUUUCUUUAAAAGUGAUUUCACAUCAGUUUUUGACAUCAGAUCAAUUUUCCUUAGGUACAGAUACAUGGUAAAAAUUAGAAAAUUCUAUUACGUUCAACUCAUGGAAAUAUUUUUAGUUCAAAUAGUUUAUAUAUAUAUAUAUAUAUAUAUAUAUAUAUAUAUAUAUA